AUGUGCAUGAACAGCUUAUUUUACUGCGCAUCACUGAAAUUCUUACCGUAUCGCCGUAAAUGUUUGUAUGUCGUACCUUAUUUCAACGAUAAAUAUUUGAUCGUGAAUGAUUGCGCUCACAUGCAUCCAGCUGGACAAAUUAUUCGGACGAUGUUCCUCUUCGCUAUGACCAUCGGUCAUGCGCUAUUAGCUGCACUAAUUUUGAUGGAAUUUCGAGUGUCUAGUAUCGACCUGCGAUUUCUGCGAAAUCGAACAGAAUCAGUCACUAAACAUACUACCGCUAUAUCUGCUCCCACCACUACCCUACCAGAAACCAACUGUACUGAGGGGGUAUGGUCAGAAUGGCAAGAGGUGUUGAGCUGCAAUGCCGAUUGCGGUUCAUGUGGCUCCCGCGUAUUUCGUCGGAAAUGUACAACAGACGGAUGUGUUUGCAGAGGUGACCUAAGGAAAGAAGAACGUUGCAACAUUCAGGUGUGUGAAUAUCCGAAACCAGCUUGCUGUCCACCGUUCAAACUGAUGGUGAUUAAAGGAGAAUUCGCAUGCGGUCCGCAAGACGAGAACAGCCUUGCUGCAUUUGAAACCCAUCUGAAGGGAAAGCCUCAUGAAAUGACCCUAACUCCUAGCCUUCAUAUCUCAGGAGCCAAUAAGAAGGGCUCGAAAUCAGAUCCUGGAUGA
Molecule: messenger RNA, 675 nt
Organism: Necator americanus (New World hookworm)
Lineage: Eukaryota; Metazoa; Nematoda; Chromadorea; Rhabditida; Ancylostomatidae
Exons: 6
Coding region: 1-675 (224 amino acids)
Source: RefSeq, a predicted model, not a curated record